Symbiodinium sp. CCMP2592 is the source of this 1035-nucleotide messenger RNA. The record is from the annotation of a GenBank genome assembly. Lineage: Eukaryota; Dinophyceae; Suessiales; Symbiodiniaceae.
AUGACAAUGCCGACCCUGUUGGCCGAGCCCGUCCUGAGCUUGAUCUUGAAGGUACCGUUCAUCGUUGGCGGGGUGGUCUUGAUCCUUGUGCUCGUGACAUCUGGAGACUAUCAGUCUGUGGAUCUGACAAAACCUUCCAGCCUCUUCAAUCCAGAUGACCUCGCAUUGACCAGCGCAGUCUACGCGACUUUCAUGUUCCUCUGGCUCAUGGAACUCCUGCACUACAUCUCAGUUUUCGUGGUGGUCUACACUGCGGAGACCUGGUACUUCAAGCACUAUGGAACUUCGCGCACCAACUUUUGUGGCACCUGUGGGCCGGCCGUGAUGCUUCAAGCCUACUGCGCGGCUGUCACCUCCCACCUGGGCUCCUUGAUCUUUGCAUCUUUCCUGAUGGUGACUCUGCGGAUAGUGCGUUGGAUCGUGAAGGCCUUUCUCAGUGCGCAGGAAGGGUUGAGCACAAACCCGGUCACGAGCUGCAUUGCCGAGGCCUUGAGCAUCUUUACAGAUGCCUGCCUCGCCUGCGUUCAGCGUAUCCUCGACUUAACCAGCCAGGUUGCCCUCAUGGACAUAGCGUACCACGGAGACUCGGGCUUUUGCGGAGCCACCCAGCAUGCCUUGGAGGUUAUCUUCUCCAAUCGAUCCGCUUGGUUGGCUGUCGAAGGCGUUUGCUUGGUCUUCAUUGCGGUGGGAAUUGCUGGAAUCGGUGCAGGCACGUGUGUGCUUACGUACAUGAUCACGAUGUCCGUCACCCGCUACACGGACAUAGAAAGCCCCAAUCACGUGUCGGAUCCACGCGAGGUGGCUAUCGUCGCUGGCGUCAUCGGCGUGUUUCUAGGCUGGACGAUGCUUCAUCCCUUCAUCACUAUUGCAGAUACCAUGGCAUACUGCCACGGCUUCACGGCGUAUGAGGAGAAGAUGAGUGCUCAGGCCGACGUGGAAGAAGCCACCUACCAGAACUGCUAUGGCUGUUGGACAAAGCCGGCCCGAGAGACUGACCUCCUUCUCAAGACGCACAAAAAAGAAGCUCCGGAAUGA